AUGACUGCAAAUGAUUCUGACGAAACUCCGGAACAAUUGAAACUGAAAUUACUUGUUGAAGAAACAAAACUAAAACAAAAAGACAAAGAGCUGCACAUUGAAGAAGCAAAAAUAAAACGAUUACAGCUUGAAAUUGAAAAAAUGAAACAAGAAGAAGAAAUCGAAUCAAGGAAACGAAUGAAAACCGGAUGCGAACAAAAUGUGUUACCAAUCAAUAAAUGCUUGAGUUCAUCAAUGAAUGAUACUGAUUUUUACGAAUGUUAUGUACGUAAUUAUAUUUCUUGGUUCGAUAUUACAUCUUUAUUAGAUGAUAAUGAUAAUUUCGAUGAUGAUAUGAUAAAUAUGUUUGAAGAGUAUUUUAGUCCUUGGAAAUCAGUUGAUAAACUUACAAAAUAUAAAGUUCAAUCAACGUUUGAACAAUUAAUUGGUGAAUUAUUUCAUAAAUAUGAUAGUUUUACAUCAUUAAAAUAUUUAAACACAUCUAUGUAUAAGUAUUUAAAAAAGAAAACUCCGGAUUGUAGUUUUAUUUUGAAAAAUAUUAAUAUCGACAAGAAUGAAGAACGUGAAGUUUUACAAGAUUUUGUUAUUUGUAUUGGUAGAUUUAAAUCAUCAAAUAUGUCUAUUGACUCCGAAGAAUCAAUCGGACAAUUAAUGCGUGAUUUGGUUUCUAUAUUAAACGUACAAAAGGAUCGUUACCACGUUUAUGGUUUUCUAACUAAUACUAAACGUAUAAGAUUUUAUCGUGCUGAAAAUAGAGCAUGGGAAGGUGUAGUUCAUUAUUAUCAAAGUGAUAGUUUUGCAUUGUUUAAUGAUUUGCGUGAAACAGAAUCAUCAUCGAUUGACUCAAUAACAACAAGUAAAGAAUCAACAGAAAAUUAUUUUAAUAGAGAUGGGUGGACAUUAUUUAUAAACUUUUUGACAAUGCAUUCAAGCUUUUAUGAGUAUUCAACGUUAUAUAUAGAUUCUCAUGAAUAUUUAUAUGGUGAUAAAUUUAAUAUAAAACUAAAAUUAGGACAAGGUACAACUUCAAUGGUUUAUUUGUUAGAGAAAAAUAAAAAUAAUCAAUCAACUGAUGAUCCAGAAUCGUUUGUAAUCAAAAUAUGUAAAGCAAACAGAGCUUCUGGCCAUUCAAUAGAUUUCCAAAAAGAACUUGAGAUAUUAGCGCAAUUAAAAAAAUCAAGUGAUUCAAAAAACUUUGAUUUAUUUUUUGAAGAUAUUGUCGACUCAUCACCUGAAGGUAAUACUUGUUUAUUAAAUUUCUUCUUCAUGUUUUCAAUGCAUUCAAAAUUGAUUGUCAAAGAAAUAGAAUUCAUAUUUUACGUUUUGGAAGAAUUUGAAAAAAUAGAAGGAAACAGAAGAUUAAUGAGAAAGUAGUAUUGCAGAAAUCAUAGUUUUCCAAUAGAAUUUAUUUGAAUCAGAGUUAGCAAAAAAAGAGAACGGCUUAUCACAAUAAAUGAAUAACUAGGACAGGGCUGACCCAAUGGUAAAUUUUUAUGAUUGUCACAGUCCCCCAAUAUUUAAGAAAAUUUCAUUUUUCUUUAUCAAAAUCUCGCGUGCCAGUUUUUUUCCUUGCUUUUGUCAUUGCACAUACUUUAUAACUAAUUGUAAUUGAACUGUAUACCCACACCCUCAGCUGUUUUUCGUCGUUUUUGCGCUUAGAAAGUUAGAAAAAACGCUAAAAAACGUGUUUUUUACUUUUUUUUAAAAGAGCGUUACUAGCUCACAAUCGCGGUUCCAUUUUGCGCGUUAAAAAGUGUUUUUCUAAAUUUUUGUCUGCUUGGGUAGUAUAUACACUGCUUACAUGGAAAAUUUCAAUUAGCCCUCCGACCCCCCCCCCCCCCCCCCCCCCCCCCUCAGCUGAGGAGCCAGCCCGGCACGCCGGACGCUACG
Messenger RNA from Rotaria sp. Silwood2, 1890 nucleotides. NCBI's taxonomy places the organism in Eukaryota, Metazoa, Rotifera, Eurotatoria, Philodinida, Philodinidae. The record is from the annotation of a GenBank genome assembly.